Chenopodium quinoa (quinoa) is the source of this 528-nucleotide messenger RNA. RefSeq lists its product as uncharacterized. NCBI's taxonomy places the organism in Eukaryota, Viridiplantae, Streptophyta, Magnoliopsida, Caryophyllales, Amaranthaceae. Bases 1 to 528 code for a protein of 175 amino acids. The record is from RefSeq and is a predicted model, not a curated record. The transcript has 2 exons.
AUGGAUCCUAUUAGCCCAAUAUAUCUUCACCUUUCAGAUGGUCAGGCAUUAUUUGUUGGGAUUGAGAAACUCCAUGGACCUUCCAACUUCAGGUCAUGGAAGAGACCCAUGGAUAUUGCUCUAUCUGCAAAGAGAAAGUAUGGAUUUGUGACUGGAACACUAAAGAAAUAUCUUGAUGAUGAUGUUAAAUCAAAAGCAUGGGAUACUUGUAAUAGUAUGUUUUACCAGAUGUGGACAAAACUGGAAAGGAGAUUUUCUCUCACAAAUGGGUCUAGGAAAUACAAACUUAAUAAAGAUUUGUAUGAGACCAAACAACAUGGAAAAAGGAUUUGUGAGUAUUAUACAAGAAUGAAAGCAAUAUGGGAAAAGCUGGAAUCACUUCAUGCCCUUCCUGUAAUCACUAUAAUCACCUUUGAAGUGAAUGCUUUCUUGACUUCUCUGAACAAGCAAAUGGAAGAACACAAGUUGUUUCAAUUUAUGAAUGGUCUUGAUGAAGUAACGGACCUCAAAGGAGUCAGCCUCUUAUAA